AUGGACGGAGCCUUGGCACUCUGUCGACGACAUGUCGAUGAGAAUUUCCCCACGAGCUUGCAUUGCCAGCCCAUCGCGACCGCCAUGCGCCGAAUACCGCGCCCCUUGCGGGCAAUCGAGCCUCCAAAUUCACUCGUCCUGCCACGCCGGCCGCCAUUCUGGUCCAGUUGUCCCGCUUCCGCCGUGGGCUCUGCCGCCGCCUUCUCCACGAGCACGGCACGCGGCUUCCUCGUGCCCGCGGGCAAGCAAGAUAAGAAGAAGCACCAGCAGUUUGUACGGCGCUGGCAGAAGAGGCUGCUGGGUGACUCGGAACCCAUUGGCGCUCACGUCGACCCCUACGACCCAACGUCGCCUGUCCGCAUUGCUCCCGAAGACCAGGGCGAGUAUGAGGAGGUACUCGACGAUGUCUCUGUGCAGCCGAGAAAGAAGGCCGUCUACCAGCCAGUGACACGAGUGUACCGACCAGCCAGCUCGGCGCGUCGUUUACCGCGCGUGGGAGACGACGAGUGGCUGCGGCAGCGCCUCGAGGUCGACAUGGCACGAGAGUAUGAGAAGCUCACGCUGCGCACCUACACGCCGCUUUCGCUCGACAUGGCCACCGAUAUCGAAGGGCUGACGGGCACUCCCUACACGCUGCGUGACGAGAAUCUGCUGUUGGCUCAGCAAGUCCACAACGCCACCGGUCGGCCAUAUACACACUACAACUUUGGUCUGUACCGCAAAGCCGCCAACACCACCCGCGAACUGCGUCAUCGGUUUGAGCGUGCCGUGGCCGAAGUUUAUGCGUUGCGACAUGCGGGCUUGAGCAUGGAUCUUACCAGGCUCCCCCAUGGCGGUGUCUACGAGGCCCCGCCAUGGGUGCAGGACAUCAAGCUAUAUAAAACUGACGGUGGCAGGCUCGCCCUAGCAUAUCCCCAUUACAAGAGCGCAGAAGAGUUUCUGAACCUCUUGCAAACAGCACCGAGACUUGAAGAGAGCGUGCCUGAAACCGACGACCUCCUGUUCGAUGGCGCUGAAGUGGAAGCUGAAGCUGAAGCUGAAGCCGAGGCCAUAGAUGUGCUGGAGCCCGUUGUACCACACGAGGAGCCGCCUACUAUGGAUCCUGCAACCCCUGCUUUCAAGAGAGCAGCUGUGGUCAAGGUGGACGCUGAGAAAAAGUUUGAUUUCAUGUCAAACCGCCCAGUCCCGCGUGCAAAGCCAGUGCAACAACAGGAGCCAGUGCAACAACAGGAGCCAGUGCAACAACAGGAGCCCGUAGAAGAGGUCAAGACUCAGGAACCUGUCGUCGCCGACGUGAUUGUUGAAGAGGUCACUGCUGUGCCAACUUCUGAGCCAGUAUCGUCUGAAUCAAUAGCCGCUGAAACGACAGCACCUUCCACAACCCCCGCCACAGAAGAAGCCGCACUCCCCUCAACAGACGCCCCUGCCUCGACAACAGCCGCGGCCCAGGUUGAAGCCGGCCCUGAUGCGUCCACGGUAGAAGAGAUCCACUGGCGAGAUGUCCGCAUCAACAACGUAGCUAUCAAAUUCGCUCUCUUCAAACGCAUAUACCAACUCACCUCGCUCCGUAUCCCCGACGCUCACUUAGCCGCCACCCACACCCUCGGCGACCUAUACGGCCACCUCUGCACCGCCGCCAAGCCCAAGCCCACAACCCUUCAUUCCGCCAUCUUCAUCGAAGGCCAAAAAGCCCGCGAGCGCGCCAAACACCAACGCGCCAAUAGCACCACCCGCCAGAAAGCCAACCUCGGCGAUCUCAUCAGCCUCGGCAACGUCGAGAUUCGUCGCACGAAACCGACCAAGAUGGAGAAGCAGACAAAGUCGGGUCUGGACAAGGUGGUGCAGUAUGCGCUCUGGGAGCGUGGCCUGCGCACCUCGGGACGCAAGCGUGGUGUGCGAAGUCGGAGGGCUAGUGGCGGCAAGGCGCGCACGUCGAACAAGGUGGGUACGAGGGCCCCUGAUUUGGGUCGGUUGAUUAGUAGUGCGGGAGCGGAGUAUCUGGCGAAGAAGACUGAGGAGUUGAAGCAAUAG
Messenger RNA from Plenodomus lingam JN3, 2031 nucleotides. RefSeq lists its product as uncharacterized. Gene Ontology annotation, cellular component: mitochondrion. The record is from RefSeq and is a predicted model, not a curated record. Lineage: Eukaryota; Fungi; Ascomycota; Dothideomycetes; Pleosporales; Leptosphaeriaceae.